GUGAAGGGGCCUCUGCAGGGCGGCUCUCGCGCCGCGACGGCAGUGGAGGAGGCUGGGAGGGCGCGACAGGCUCCGCCCCUCUCGAGGCGGGGCGGGGCCUCCGCGCUCGCUACAAAAGCCGCGCGUCGGCCGCGACCCGGACGGCCGGUUUUCCCGCAGCUCGACCUCGCUAUGGCGUCCCUCACGGUGAAGGCCUACCUGCUGGGCAAGGAGGACGCGGCGCGCGAGAUCCGCCGCUUCAGCUUCUGCUUCAGCCCCGAGCCGGAGGCGGAAGCCGAGGACGCGGCAGGUCCGGGGCCCUGCGAGCGGCUGCUGAGCCGGGUGGCCGCCCUGUUCCCCGCGCUGCGGCCCGGCGGCUUCCAGGCGCACUACCGCGAUGAGGACGGGGACUUGGUUGCCUUUUCCAGUGAUGAGGAAUUGACAAUGGCCAUGUCCUAUGUGAAGGAUGACAUCUUCCGAAUCUACAUUAAAGAGAAAAAAGAGUGCCGGCGGGACCACCGCCCACCGUGUGCUCAGGAGGCGCCUCGCAACAUGGUGCACCCCAAUGUGAUCUGUGAUGGCUGCAACGGGCCCGUGGUAGGAACCCGCUACAAGUGUAGCGUCUGUCCAGACUACGACUUGUGUAGCGUCUGUGAGGGAAAGGGCUUGCACCAGGGACACACCAAGCUCGCGUUCCCCAGCCCCUUCGGGCACCUGUCUGAGGGCUUCUCGCACAGCCGCUGGCUCCGGAAGCUGAAACACGGGCACUUCGGGUGGCCAGGAUGGGAAAUGGGCCCACCAGGAAACUGGAGCCCACGUCCACCUCGUGCAGGGGAUGCCCGCCCUGGUCCCACGGCGGAAUCAGCUGCUGGUCCAUCGGAGGAUCCCAGUGUGAAUUUCCUGAAGAACGUGGGGGAGAGCGUGGCAGCCGCCCUUAGCCCUCUGGGCAUUGAAGUGGAUAUUGACGUGGAGCACGGCGGGAAAAGAAGCCGCCUGACCCCUGCCUCUCCAGAGAGCUCCAGCACAGAGGAGAAGAACAGCUCACAGCCAAGCAGCCGCUGCUCUGGCCCCAGCCAGCCGGGUGGGAGCGUUGAGGGCGCCACGCAGUCUCUGGCAGAGCAGAUGAGACAGAUCGCCUUGGAGUCCGAGGGGCGGCCUGAGGAACAGAUGGAGUCUGAUAACUGUUCAGGAGGAGACGAUGACUGGACCCAUUUGUCUUCAAAAGAAGUGGACCCGUCCACAGGUGAACUCCAGUCCCUACAGAUGCCAGAAUCCGAAGGGCCAAGCUCUCUGGACCCCUCCCAGGAGGGACCCACAGGGCUGAAGGAAGCCGCCUUGUACCCACAUCUCCCACCAGAGGCUGACCCGCGGCUGAUUGAGUCCCUCUCCCAGAUGCUCUCCAUGGGCUUCUCUGACGAAGGCGGCUGGCUCACCAGGCUCCUGCAGACCAAGAAUUACGACAUCGGGGCGGCUCUGGACACCAUCCAGUAUUCAAAGCAUUCCCCGCCAUUGUGACCGCUUUUGCCCACCUCUUCUGUGUCUCCCUCUUCUGUCUCGUAGCUGUUAAGCUAGUGUAGAAUUGCAGGUCUCUGUAUGGGCCAGUUUCUCUGCCUUAUUCCAGGAUCAGGGGAUCAGGGGUUAGGGUGGAAGAAGCCAUUUAGGGAAGCAAAACAAGUGACAUGAGGGGAGGGGCCCCGUGUGUGUGACGUCUGAGAAGCAAGACCGGUCUCCUGGUGUCCUGGUCUCCUGGGUGCUCUAGCUCCCUGCAGCAGGGCUGGGCCUUUGAGACCUGAGGCUCACCGCAGCGCUCCUGGCCCCUCCCUGCAGGGGCCACAUUAGCAGCGCAGACAUAGCUUGCCUAAUGGCCUUCCACUUUCUCUUUUUAAAUGACUCGGAGGUCCCUGACACUGAGUUGAUUUUCUGCUAGAGACCUGGUACGCUCUGAUUUUAGAUAAAGGAAGCCUAGGUGUUGUCGGCGGGUAAGCAGGGGAGGCGGCUGUCCUGGCACAGGCAGUGGGGAGGCCGGGGCAGCCAGUGUGGUGGGCUUCCUGCUGGGACUGAGAAGGCUCAUGCAGGGCAUCCAUAAUGUUGGUUUCGCUGAGAGCCGCCUCCUGGUCUCUCCACCACUGUAGUUCUCUCAUUGCCAAACCAUCAGCUGCUUUUAAAAUAAGAUCUCUUUGUAGCCAUCCUGUUACGUUUGUAAACAAUCUAAUUAAAUGGCAUCAGCACUUUAACCAAUGA
This is a messenger RNA of Chlorocebus sabaeus (green monkey), 2220 nucleotides long. It is a transcript of the gene SQSTM1, whose product is annotated as sequestosome 1. The record is from RefSeq and is a predicted model, not a curated record. Gene Ontology annotation, biological process: aggrephagy; endosome organization; mitophagy. NCBI's taxonomy places the organism in Eukaryota, Metazoa, Chordata, Mammalia, Primates, Cercopithecidae. Gene Ontology annotation, cellular component: amphisome; aggresome. Gene Ontology annotation, molecular function: protein kinase C binding; zinc ion binding; K63-linked polyubiquitin modification-dependent protein binding.